This is a messenger RNA of Mesorhabditis belari, 435 nucleotides long. NCBI's taxonomy places the organism in Eukaryota, Metazoa, Nematoda, Chromadorea, Rhabditida, Rhabditidae. The record is from the annotation of a GenBank genome assembly.
AUGUUCUUAAUGGUGAUUUUCUUGUUCACCUUCCUUUCACAAAUCGAUUCUGCUUGUCUCCCAGACUUUGAAGCUAUUCCUGGUGAAAGUAAAUGUCUAUUUUCGAGUUAUGGAGAACAUUCUGGUCGACCAAAAGCUGCUUGUAGUUACAAAGGGACAAUCCCGGCUAAAAUCGAGAACGCUUUUGAGAACAGCUUUGUAUUUUCAAAGUUGACUGACCCAGAUUUUUCUGAAAACAUUGCAUACAUUGGAGUCGAAAAGCAAAAUGGUGUCUGGGUUUACAGCGAUGGAUCGGCGCUCACCUAUACAAAUUGGGCAAAUGGUGAACCAAAUUCAUUCGAAGAGUGCGCUAUAAUGGAUCGAUUGAGUGGAAAAUGGAAAGCAGAAAAUUGCGGUGGAGCUUAUCCUUUCUUCUGCACACAUGGAGAAAGUAAG